AUGAAGCCAUGGACCAUAGGAUCGUUCUUAGUCUGUCUGUCCCUGUGUCACAUCAGUGGAUCAGCGGAGCAAGAGGGAAAUCAAGCCGGUUGUAGCACUACAGCUAAUGACAUUGUGUACAUCAUCGAUGGCUCCUCCAGCGUGGGUGUGCCAAACUUCAACACAGCCAAACAAUGGCUCAUCAACAUCACCAGAGGCUUUGACAUUAGCUCUAGACACACGCAGGUGGCUGUAAUCCAGUACAGUGACACUCCACGUCUAGAGAUCCCACUGGGGAAGCACCAAAGCAGCCAAGAGCUCCUUCAAGACAUUGCCAAAAUCAGCUAUCUUGGCGGCAAGACCCAGACAGGACGUGCCAUUAAAUUUGCCACAGACCAUGUCUUCUCUAUGCCAAACUACACCACUAAGCCCGCUAGGAAUCGUAUCGCUGUGGUGCUGACAGACGGACGGUCGCAAGACGAUGUUGUGGACGCGACAAUGGAGGCAAAAGCCCAGAAUAUUGUCCUGUUUGCUGUGGGUGUAGGGAAUGAGAUAACUAACUCUGAGUUAGUGUCCAUGGCUAAUGAUCCCCCUUCCACUUAUGUGCUGUCUGUUGAGGACUACACUUCCAUAGGAAAUAUACGAGACGUGAUGGAGCAGAAACUGUGUGAGGAAUCUGUGUGUCCCUUCACGAUCAAUGGGAAUGCCAACCAGGCUAAGGGCUUUGACUUAAUGAUCUUGAUGAAAGCUGACCAGAUGGCUAAGAAGGUUCAGGGCUCCUUGAUCUCAGAGACAGCCUACUUGCUGAGCUCUCGCCUGGACAUCACCGAAAGUACAAGAGAGAUAUUUCCGGAAGGCCUCCCUCCGGCCUAUGUAUUUGUGGCUACCCUGCGUGUGAAGAGCCCUGCUAACCGUAUGAAGUUUGACCUUUGGAGGGUCCUCUCUCAAGAUGGAAAUAAACAGGUUGCAGUAACACUCAAUGGAGCAGACAAGUCUGUCGUGUUCACCAGUACCAGCACUCAUAAAAAGGAGCAGUAUGUCAUAUUCAACGACAGAGGAAUAAAGAGACUCUUUGACUCAGACUGGCACCAGCUAAAGUUUUUGGUUAAACCCAAGCGUAUCACCUGUUUUCUUGACGAUGUACACAUUGAAGAGCAGCUUCUGGAGCAGAUGUCACCCAUCUAUAUAAAUGGGAGAACACAGCUGGCCAAGAAAGUCAACAUGGAGACCACAGUUCCUAUAGUGCUCCAGAAACUGAGAGUGUACUGCGACCCUUCACAAAGUGAGAGGGAGACAGCGUGUGAGAUCUACUCUGUGGGCGAUAACAGAUGUCCAGUGGAGCGUGCUUUAGGAAGUUGUGACUGUCCCAGUGGAAAACCUGGGAUCCCUGGCCUUCCUGGCCCCAUGGGAUUCCGAGGUGAGAAGGGGCGAGAGGGACCCCCAGGCCCUGACGGUAAGCCUGGAAAGCCGGGAGAGAAUGGGCCGCCAGGAGAACCCGGAAUGAAGGGGGAUCAAGGUGAAGCUGGCCCACCAGGAAUGAAAGGGGACAGAGGCCUGAGCGGUCCCAAAGGUGACAUGGGCAUACAAGGUCCUCCAGGUUUGCCAGGGCCUCCAGGACCCAUGGGAGAUCAAGGGGAACCUGGGGAACAGGGACCACCAGGAAAACCUGGUCCAAUUGGAGAACCUGGGCUACCUGGUAAAGAUGGCCUUACAGGACCUGUUGGGCCAAAGGGUGAAAAGGGGGAUAUGGGAGAGGCUGGAAGUGAUGGACAGAUGGGCGUUCCGGAUGUGUUUCCAGGUAUUAGGGGCCUUCCUGGAGAGAUGGGGACAGUUGGACCACAGGGUGAGCGUGGAUUACCAGGUCCAACUGGUCUGACCGGGUCAAAAGGACCUCAGGGUGUCCAGGGCCCAGCCGGACCACCUGGUGCAGAGGGCAGAACUGGUCCAAAGGGGAACCCAGGGAUGCCUGGACAGGAUGGACGUCCUGGGACACCAGGCCCUAAAGGGUCUCAGGGUGAACAUGGAGUUCAAGGGCCACCAGGCGAAAGAGGGCUGCCAGGAUUUAAAGGUCAUAAGGGAGAUGCAGGCACCCCUGGCCCAAAAGGAAUUCAGGGAGAAAAAGGCAAUGAAGGUCCGUCUGGGGCUCCUGGGUUGCCCGGCCAGCCUGGACUAAGAGGAAGCAAAGGAGAAAGAGGCAUUGCAGGGGAUCCAGGGGUGAGAGGGGCUGAUGGGAAAAAGGGAGACGUGGGUCCAACAGGACCCUCUGGGCCACGAGGCUUUCCAGGCCAGGAUGGGUUACCGGGACAACCCGGAGUGCCUGGUUAUCCAGGGAAACCAGGAAAGCCGCCUUCAGAGGAACAUUUGAUGAAGAUUUGUGCUUCUGUGCUGCAGAAUCAGCUACCACAACUUCUUCAUAUGGUGGAAUCAAGACGUUGUCAACACUGUGUGACGAUGCGGGGGCCACCAGGUGACCCGGGCCCUCCCGGUCCUGCAGGUCCGAGUGGAGUUCCUGGGCACCCAGGCAGGCCUGGCAUCCAGGGGUACCCUGGUACUCCAGGACGAAGAGGACCACAGGGAGUCAAAGGAGACAUAGGACCCAUGGGUAUGAAAGGUGCCAAAGGAGAAGGGGACGUAGGGUUGCCAGGACCUCCUGGCCCACCAGGGCUGCAGGGACCACGUGGCAACGAUGGGCAUGGAUAUCGGGGCCUCCCAGGUGAUCCAGGGAAACCAGGCUCACCUGGGCCUCCGGGGAAACCUGGUGCCCCAGGGCAAAAUGGGGUAUGUGACCUGUCUUCCUGCUACCAGGCCUACAGCAUAAGAGAAGACCGAUUCAGCAAAGGACCUAAUUUCUAA
Chanos chanos (milkfish) is the source of this 2832-nucleotide messenger RNA. RefSeq names its product collagen alpha-1(XXI) chain. The coding region runs from base 1 to 2832 and encodes 943 amino acids. The transcript is spliced from 29 exons. The record is from RefSeq and is a predicted model, not a curated record. Lineage: Eukaryota; Metazoa; Chordata; Actinopteri; Gonorynchiformes; Chanidae.